Molecule: messenger RNA, 1914 nt
Organism: Sphaeramia orbicularis (orbiculate cardinalfish)
Lineage: Eukaryota; Metazoa; Chordata; Actinopteri; Kurtiformes; Apogonidae
Gene: chrna9a
Product: cholinergic receptor, nicotinic, alpha 9a
Exons: 5
Coding region: 230-1594 (454 amino acids)
Biological process (GO): monoatomic ion transmembrane transport
Cellular component (GO): membrane
Molecular function (GO): extracellular ligand-gated monoatomic ion channel activity; transmembrane signaling receptor activity
Source: RefSeq, a predicted model, not a curated record
CUAAACUGACACCUCCCUGGGUCAGAUAUGUUGGUGAUCUUGAUCAAAGUCUGGGAUUCCUCGAUGUUACGCAGCUCCCUCUUUAAUGUUUUAUUUAUGUGUUUGUGCGUGUGUGUGUGUGUGUAUGUAGGACGAGAGGAAUCAAGUGCUCACCACAUACCUGUGGAUCAGACAAGUGUGGCAUGACGCCUACUUAAAGUGGAACAAAGAGGACUAUGAUGACCUGGAGAUGAUCAAUAUCCCCAGUGACCUGGUUUGGAAGCCUGACAUUGUCCUCUAUAACAAAGCAGAUGAGGAGGCAUCAGAACCAUCCAACACCAACGUCAAGCUGCGUUAUAAUGGAGAGAUCAUCUGGGACUCUCCAGCCAUCACAAAGAGUUCAUGUGUGGUGGACGUCUCCUACUUUCCUUUCGACUGGCAGCAGUGCAACCUCACCUUUGGCUCCUGGACCUACAAUGGAAACCAGGUGGACAUCAGUUUGGACACGGACAGUGGUGACCUGUCUGACUUUGUAGACAAUGUGGAGUGGGAGUGUCACGGCAUGCCGGCGGUUAGAAAUGUUAUGAUGUACGGCUGCUGCUCCGACCCUUACACAGAGAUCACCUACACUCUGCUCCUGAAGCGCCGCUCCUCCUUCUACAUUUUCAACUUACUCCUGCCAUGCUUCCUCAUCUCGUUCCUGGCGCCACUGGGUUUCUACCUGCCGGCUGACUCAGGGGAGAAGGUUUCCCUGGGGGUGACCGUGUUGCUGGCGCUCACCGUGUUCCAGUUACUGGUGGCUGAGAGCAUGCCUCCUGCUGAAAGCAUGCCUUAUAUAGGAAAAUACUACAUAGCCACCAUGACUAUGAUCACAGCCUCCACCUCUCUUACUAUCUUCAUCAUGAACAUUCAUUUCUGUGGUGCUGAGGCCAAGCCGGUUCCUCACUGGGCGAAGGUGCUCAUCAUAGACUACAUGUCCAAAAUCUUCUUCGUCUACGAGGUUGGGGAGAACUGCACAACACCAGAGAGCGAGAGAACUCCCCUUUACUCUGAGGAACCAAUGAGUGAAAAGAGCAUCUACCAUGACGACCGUUUCCAUGACCGUCUGUACCAUUAUGACACCGACCCGUACAAGUACAGCAACGGUCAUGGUGUGAAUCACCACAACAAGCAUCAGAAAAACCAGGCAAAUGGAAAUGCCAACCGUCACCACUACAACAACCACAACAAUCACGCCUCCAGGUUGGAGAGGGGCGAGGCGAGGCGAGAGCCCACUCAGCACUACCACCACAUUAGGAGGGAUGAACUGGACUAUGAUGCUCCUCCUCAACCUCGAAAUCUCCAGCACCUGAAUGGGGGCCUGAAGGAGCAGCUGCUCUAUUCUCCAGAAAAACAGCAAGUCCAAGCCUGCCCCUGCUGCUGCCCCUGCCUCCAACAUAAACAGGUGGUGAAGAACAUCCAGUACAUCGCCAACUGCUUCCGUGAGCAGAGAGCUACCUGUGUCAAGGCAGCGGAGUGGAAGAAGGUUGCCAAGGUGAUGGAUAGGUUUUUCAUGUGGAUCUUCUUCAUCAUGGUCUUCCUUAUGAGCAUCCUUAUCAUUGCCAAGGCAUCCUGACAGCCUCCUCUACAUCAUUUUAUCAGCUUGCUGGACCUCUAUGUUCCACACAAGGCUUCUUUUUGCUUAUCUGGAUGAAUCAAACUGUUUUGCGCACACAAAAAGACAAUUUUACAUGUCAGUAUUGUUUUGUGGGUGUGUGUGAGAGACACCGUGUGUGUGUUUGUGUCAUUUAGUAAUGCUUUGACACAAAGAGGACAGGGUCACUGCACACAAAUCAUCCAUUUAAACACACGGAGAAAUUCAUCAAGGCCUCUUGGUUAGUUAACAUCAGGUGUGCUUGCAUGUGUCGCAGCAGUGGAGCGGUAAGACAAUCUAGA